UGGCAGACGAUGGACAAGACUGUGCACGAAUUUGAAGAAGACAAGGUACAGGACUGUAAAGAGGACAUCGACACCCUCUUGGUAUUCACCGGUCUGUACUCGGCCGUCCUAUCAGCAUUCGUCAUCGAGUCCUAUACCGACCUCCAGCCUGACCCGAACGCUCAGAUGACCUUCCUACUCGAGCGCAUCGCAAAUCAGACCCAGAGCUACACCAUAACGUCUGGGACCCUCAAAUCUAUCGCUCAACCGCCGCAACCUCCUCCCCAGUUCACCGCUCCGCUGUGGGCCGUCCGUGUGAACGCUCUAUGGUUCGCGAGUCUCAUUGUCAGCCUCGCGACAGCAUCAUUCAGCAUGCUGGUCAAGCAGUGGCUGCGCGAGUACCUCGCAUUCGAGUACACCUCUCCGCAAGAGCGCCUCCGUGCACGGCAGUACCGUAAGCCAGGACUUGGGAAAUGGAAGGUCUUCGAGAUCGCGGCUGUACUCCCCAUGCUACUCCAGCUGUCUCUCGGCCUAUUCUUCACCGGCCUU
Molecule: messenger RNA, 528 nt
Organism: Phanerochaete carnosa HHB-10118-sp
Lineage: Eukaryota; Fungi; Basidiomycota; Agaricomycetes; Polyporales; Phanerochaetaceae
Exons: 2
Source: RefSeq, a predicted model, not a curated record